UGGUAUCUAUAUACGGGAAAUACCUACAACGGGAAAUCCCUACUUCGGCGUAUACCUACCCGGACAAUCCCUACUUCAGCGCUCACGCGAUAGGGUGACCUGACAUGGAUGUUCCGGAUAAAGUCCUACGUUUUCAACGCAUAUUGCGUGAUGUACGGUUUGUUCCUUACAACUAUGCAUGUUGAUUUCUACAUGGUACCUGGCCUAGCCAUUCUGGAGCUCCACUACUGCCUUUCAUUACCCGCUAUGCGGUAUAACUCAUGUUUACUAUUUUGGAGCAGCUAUUUCUAUUUUCCUAAGCAAAAGUAGCUUCCUCUUUGUAAACAUGCAGAAUAAAUUCUAAGAGACCCAUGUAGUAUGAUUGUCACAUAAUUCGCACUAUAUACUUCGAGAUGAUGCGAAUUAUGAAGGCAGACUUACAAUUACUAUUAACACAUUAAUAAAAAAAAACUCCAAGUCUGCGUGGCACAG
Molecule: messenger RNA, 471 nt
Organism: Talaromyces proteolyticus
Lineage: Eukaryota; Fungi; Ascomycota; Eurotiomycetes; Eurotiales; Trichocomaceae
Exons: 1
Coding region: 109-309 (66 amino acids)
Source: RefSeq, a predicted model, not a curated record